GUGGCGAAUGCAACCUGAUACCCUGGUGAAAUGCAGAGGUCCUGGAGGAGGAGGCUGAGUGUGCAGGGACACAGAGGAGGUGGAAAGCGGCUUGGAGCCCAGCGUAGCGCAAAGCACCAUGUGAGCUGGAGAACACCGCAAUAUUGGCAAGAGGACAGGGGCCGAGUUCACAUCGACACACGGAUACAUCUAGAUACGCACAGAUACUUUCUGUAAUCCCCCUUCCCCAACCUUUCAAACCAAUGGAACCUAUCACAAAGUGGUCGCCGAAACAAGUGGUGGAGUGGAUUAAAGGAUGAAUUCUCACUCAUGGUGCAAGUUCUGAGUCCUGGGCAUUGAGGUGCCAAAUAUUACUGUGUGUGUUCAGCAGGUGUGUUUCCCAGGUGGUCAUUCAAUUUGACAUGUGAACUUUAGGGCUGGAUGAUUACUUGCAGUGCUAUGCUCACAACUUUGAGCGAGAGAAGAUAAAUGGUGAGCAGCUUCUACAGAUUACUCAUCAGGAUCUUGAAGAAUUAGGAGUAAUUCGUAUUGGUCACCAAGAGCUAAUCCUAGAGGCUGUAGAUCUGCUUUGUGCUCUGAAUUAUGGAGUGGAAACAGAAAGUAUGAAGAAGUUGGCCCUGAAGUUACGAGCUGCCACCAAUAGCCUCCAGAAUUUUAUCAGCAUUAGAAGAAAAAGCACUGCUUACGAUGGCGCUACUUCUCGCAAGCCUCCCAAUGAUUUCCUUACCUCAGUUGUGGACCUCAUUGCAGCUGCAAAAGCCUUGUUGGCAUGGUUGGACAGAUCACCAUUUACAGGGAUCAGUGAUUACUCAGUGGUGAAAAACAAGAUUAUACAGCUAUGCUUGAAUUUGACAACAACUGUUCAACAGGACUCCACUGUGUUUGAAAUGGAAGAUGGUGUCAUUAAUGUUUGUAAAGUUCUUAAUGGUAUCUGUGAUCAGACGAUUAGAUCGGCAUCUGAUCCUUUGCUAAGCCAGAGUGCUUGUCUAGAGGAGGUUCAGUUAAUAAACAUCAAACCAAGUGAAGGACUGGGCAUGUAUAUUAAAUCAACCUAUGAUGGAUUACAUGUUGUAACUGGUACAACAGAAAAUUCACCUGCUGAUCGAUCUCACAAAAUUCAUGCCGGUGAUGAGGUUAUUCAGGUGAAUCAGCAGACUGUGGUUGGAUGGCAGUUGAAAAAUCUUGUUGCAAAACUUCGUGAAGACCCUGCAGGCGUGGUGCUUUUAUUGAAAAAACGGCCAGCAAACACAUGCAAUUUUACUCCUGCUCCUCUGAAGAACAUGCGCUGGAAACCGCCAGCUGUGCAGACUAGCCCUUCACAAACAGUAACUCCAUCAACAGCCAGCACAAUGGAGAUGUCGCAAAAGAAGGAAAAACCUGCGAUUAAGGAUUUGUACAUCCCACCACCACCAGCUGUUCCAUAUACUCCACGGAAUGACCAAGGUGACCUUGAUUAUGAGGAGGUCAGCAAGCACGGACCAGUCAGGCCUGUACCAAAGGGUUCGGAGUCACCCAAUUCUUUCCUUGAUCAAGAAUACCAGAGACGACGGUUUACCAUUGCAGAAUAUGAUCAGUUGCCCCCAUACGCAUUUGAAGUGCCUAAACCCACCAGAAUGCGGGACAAGACACAAUUAUAUGGAAGACCACGACCUCUGUCAAUGCCAGUGAGUGGAAACUGGAUGGGUGCAAUUGAAGCUUGCUCAAGGCCCAGAGUGGAAGGAAGGAAAGGGGAGGACUACCUCUAUAGAUACUUCAGCAAUGACAGAAUACCACCAAUCAGUGAAGAUUGUGUUGCAACACACAUUUCUAGACCAGCAGCUGGUCGACACUCUGGAAGAGCUGUGACUGGGAGAUAUUCUGUCAGCCCUGAACUACGCAGCAGUAUGACAAUCCCAACUCAACAAGACGGACCCAAAAAAAGUUCAAAUUCAUCAGGAAAAAACUCAUUGGAACAUUCAUCACCGGUCAGUUGGAUUACAAGAUUUAAGCUAUUAACUCACUGAAUUUUAUAUUUUUUACCAGUCAUUUCAUACUUGUGUCCAAGAUCAGUAUACUAAGCUACACGUGUUAUCAUCUUGCGAUGUGACAACUGAAAAAAAUACAGGUGGAGUUACUUUGUGUUUUUACAUUGAUUUAUAAGUUGACCUAUGUCCCAAGAGAUUCCUAUUAAUGUGCCUUAUGCUGUGACUAAAAUGGUUACAAAUGCAAUCUAGUUUUGUCCAUUUGAUUUGACUUUAUAAUCACUGAAUAAAUGUGCAGUGAAGUUGUGCAAACACUUGGCUCAGGAUCUUCAGAAAAACAUAGAUUUUAAGUUACUCAGAGUAUAGAGUAUAUGCACUAAGCAAUAUAAAAGGAUUUUGUGUCAACCUUCUAAAUUAGCUUCAGACUAAGGUUCUUAAUAGGUGCACAUUCAUUCUUAAAUACCGAAAGAAUUCAAGACUAACUUACGUUGUGCAUAUCAUUAAAGAUACUGAAAACAGGGCAACAGUGUACAUUGUGUUGCAAAUGCAAUUCUUUUGAUACGUGGAAAUGUAUAUAGAAAGUUUUGAUGUAAUACUUGACUCACAAAGAAACCCCUUUACUCCGAGUACCUCAUUGUGAUUGACAAAGCAGGCUUGUUGCAAUCGAGAUGAAGUGUUAAUGGUCUCAUCAAUGCACCUAUUAUUUGGAAUCUGUAGAAUCCUUCACCGUGUCUGAUCCUAGAUCUAAAUUAUUGCUGCAUAGUUGCAAAACUUAGCCAGAUCUUUAAUGGAAUACAUUUUGGAAGUGCAGAGAAACUCUUCAGGGCUGAAUCAACUCGUAUCAACCAUCAAGGCUGGAUUGGGUUUUAAGAUCCCUACAUUUGUAGUGUUUCUUCAUUUUACAAGUAAUCAUUGACAUGUGUGUUAUCUCUUGAGAGAGAAGUCAUAGAAACUUAAAGCACAGAAGGAGGCCUGUUCAGCCUAUUGAGUCCAUGCCAGCUGAUAUGUGACCAUCCAGCCUAUUCCCGUUUUCCAGCUCUUGAUCCAUUGCAUUGUAGGUUACACUUCAAGUGCAUAUCCAAUUAUUUUUUUAAAUGUUUAGAAGGUUUCUGUCUCUUACCACCCUUUCAGACAGUGAAUUCCAGACCUCCUCCAACCUCUGAGUAGAAAAUUCCCCCUUGAAUCCCUUAAAAGUACCUACCUCUUAAUGCUAAAUCUAUGUCUGCAAACAUCUUAAUCAUAGCUCCCUACAUUCAAGCCCAAAUCAUUGAUGUAUACCACUUAAAGCAAUUAGCCUAGUACUGAACCCUGCAUGACCCCACUGGAAGCAGCCUUUGACAGUAAUGUUCAUCCUAUCACCAUGCAAUUUCUGAGUUCCAUUACUUUUUAAUUCCAAUGUUUCCUCCUUGAUUGCUUCAUUCAUAAUCUGAGGAUAUUUCUAAUUAGAGUUGCAGUUGGGUAUUGCUUGCCCUUGGAUUUCUCCUUUGUGAUAUAUUUGGCAUAGUUUCUGAAGAUAGUGUGAAUUAAUAUAAUUUUUAUUUUGAAAUGCAGUCAUUUACAACUGGGAUUCAUGGUUAUUUCCACUUUUUAUGUUUAUCUCUAUUCUGCAUAUUUGGGCCAUUAUUGAGCUAUUUCACCUGUAGCUGGCUUUUCGAGUCCAAGGCAGUCAUAGUGUCUUUGAUGGAUUUAUAGAAGACUGAUGCUUCUGGGUGUAUGAAUCAAAGGCAUUGAAGUUAUUUGAUGGACAAUUUGUUUUUGUUUUCUUUAGCCGAAGGUACCUGAAGAACUGUGAUCAAGGAAAUUCGCUAUUCAAAUUUCAGUUCCUCAGAUGAUCAUUGAUUAUCCUGAGUUGUGAUCUAUGUCUGCUCAUUCCCUGCUCUUAAAAGACCACAAUCAAAAUGUUGCUCUGGAAGAGUAUGAUGCACUGCAUGAUAUAGCUGACUAAGGCAUAUUUUUCUUAUUUUUAAAAAAGUCUCUAGUUCCUUUCUAUUAAUGUGCAGCUACUUCAGUAGUGAAGUAAUUGAACUGUACAAAUGUGUAGAGAACUUUUAUAAAACAAAAUUAUCACAACCAAAGUUUAGGGAUGCUCACUAAAUAUGUGGAACACUUGACUCAUUAAGCUAAUGAGUUCCUGUUCAUAUGGAACACCAGCUUAGCAGCUUUGACCAGGCAUCUCUAGUGAUGUUAAUGGAAAAUUAUAUCAUGUAAUGAAAUUAGGCCUCUGUAUAAUUCUGGUCAGUAAGGAUGGUGUGGGCCCCUGUAAUGGUGACUAUAAGGGUUGCAAAUUUAAAGGAUUUAGUCUGGAAGGGCGGUGAAGAAAUGGAACACAAACCUGCAUAUGCAGUUUACUUGCCAAAUAGACAUUGUGCACCUGGAGUACUGGACUGUGUAGAUUUACAACUAUUUGGAUGUUAAUAGAGUAUUUAAUAUAAAUAUAUUAAAAAAAAGCUUUACGGUUUUGUUUUUACUUGUAUUAAUGUACAAUAUUCAAAAGGUCUACCAUGGCUCUCAGAAUGUAAACUAUUCUGUAAUACCUAUAUUGAUAGAAACAGAGUACAAUGACAUCCCCACUUGCUUAAAUUGGCAAAAUUUGCACAAGAAAGGCAUGCCAGUAUUUAAACGCAGAGUUUCUAGCUGUCUAUAAUUUUUUUCAACCUCUCCCCAACAAAUUCAGCUUCUAGAUUUCUAGGGGAGGAGAAAUGUUUAUUGUGGCUGUUUCAGGGAACCAAUGUUUAUACACAUUUUUGGGUUGAAAAAACUGAAAUAUUUACUGAGAUGAAAUGUAGUUCCGUGUUUAAAAUUUCAUUUUGAAAGAUUAACACUUCAAAAUGUAAAUAACUGUAACAUGACUGCCUUUGUUUAAAACAUGGUGUUAAAACUUGCAGGAUUACUGAUUAAAGGUGCAGUGUUUUUCACAAA
This is a messenger RNA of Carcharodon carcharias (great white shark), 4880 nucleotides long. It is a transcript of the gene cnksr3, whose product is annotated as cnksr family member 3. The record is from RefSeq and is a predicted model, not a curated record. Lineage: Eukaryota; Metazoa; Chordata; Chondrichthyes; Lamniformes; Lamnidae. The coding region runs from base 603 to 2003 and encodes 466 amino acids. Gene Ontology annotation, cellular component: membrane; cytoplasm. Gene Ontology annotation, biological process: regulation of signal transduction. Gene Ontology annotation, molecular function: protein binding. The transcript is spliced from 15 exons.